Electrophorus electricus (electric eel) is the source of this 3772-nucleotide messenger RNA. RefSeq lists its product as uncharacterized. The record is from RefSeq and is a predicted model, not a curated record. Lineage: Eukaryota; Metazoa; Chordata; Actinopteri; Gymnotiformes; Gymnotidae.
CAUCACACUGCCACAUCAUACUCUCCAAUGGAAGACAGUCUUUAAGUAUUUAAAAAUAUGUCAACUACAAAAAAGUUAUAUUUGAGUUCUGUAUAGAUAGUGUUUGGGAUUUACCAUGCCAAGUCAGCUGAUAAAUUUGAACCUUUUCUACGUUCGUUCUGUUACCAAGAAUUAAACACUGGCCCCUCAACAACAACCUGGACGUCACACGGUAGCUAGCUAGGCUAGCCAGUCAUGUUGUUAUCCAGCAAUGAAAAUACGGCAUUGAAAGUAACGGCAUUGUUAUAAAUAAUAUUUAGCAUUUAGUGACUUGACAGAAGAUUAAUUGUUUGGUAGAGUUAAAGUAGUUCUGGACUUAUUGACCAGCAAGCUAACCGAAUGAGUAGAUGAAACCGCUGUUUGAUGGAGUUGAAGUUAGCUAACUGUAAACUAACUAACUAACUAACUAACUAACUAUCUAUCUAUCUAUCUAUCUAUCUAUCUAUCUAUCUAUCUAUCUAUCUAUCUAUCUAUCUAUCUAUCUAUCUAUCUAUCUCUAAAACUAUAAUUUAGGCUAAAUGGCUAACUUGCUCUUUUAAGUAGGUUGUCUUAGGCUCGUUGCUGUUGGUAGAAUAUUGUGUAGUAGACGUUGUAAUCAGUGUGUUAUGGUUCUGUAUGUUCAUGACUAGCUCAUAGCAUGGAUGGGAUUAAAGAUGCAUACCAAGAUGUCCAACCUGUAACGCUGCGGCUCACAGAGCAGAGCGUCACAGCUCGGCUACACUGCAGCCCUGCUAAGGGCAUUGAAACGCACUUGUCUGCCAUGGUCGAGGCCUUUUUAGUCGAGGUGUUUCGCUGUCGGCUGUGCCAGUUCACCAGCAGUCAGAAAGCCAGAAUCAGCAGUCAUGUGACAGCGAGUCAUGUGACAGUGAGGCGUUCGUGCCACCUCUCCUGCCUGGAAAGAGAAGACCAGGAGAGCCUGGCUGUAGUUAUGAGAUCUGACGAAGGAUCUGAGCUCCGGAGCAGCUCUCCGUACGACCUCCAUCCCAGCUCAAAGAGCGCUGAAGACCAGAUGGACAUGGAGCGCAUGUCAUUCUUGCUCCCGAUGUACGGAAUGCUCCAGAACGUCAGUCCACCCCGGUGCGACGUCGGCCUGAGCUCCAACUCGGAAGGCAGUCUUCAUGUGGCACAGACGUGCGAGGUGAGCACUCUGUUCGAAGAGGACAGGCGUGGAGAAGACAGUGAGGAGGAGAACGUCUUCCAGCUGGAGGACCCCGAAGAUGGACUGUCUGGACCCCUGUCUGCCAGAGUGGCAGAAGACCAGGAUGAAGUAACGGCCCAGUCGGCUCAUUUGAUGACCCUCGGACUGUGCCGGAUCUCUAGUGCCAAGUGCCCCCCUCUGCCCGGAGCAGGCCAGGACAUGUCGGACGCCGUGGACGACAAGCAGCCCUUGCUGACCGUGGCUGAGAUGCAGAAGCUGCCUGAGGAUGAAGGUGGGGGGGGCCUGUCCUGCGUCCUCUGCCGGGCGGAAAUGCCCAACCAGGGUCUGCUGGACGUACACCUGAAGUGCCACAACGGUGCCCUGAGCUUCCGGUGCCCGCGCUGUGACUGGGCCUCGGCCGAGUGGGUAGAUAUGGAACGUCACUGGAGGGCUCAUGGAAGGAAGCGGAGCUCGAAGAUCCACAAGUGUGGCAUUUGUCCCAGGAAGUUUAGGAGGGCGGAGUCCCGCGACGCUCACGAGAAGAGGCACAACCGGCGUGCCCGAGUGCAGGCUCAGUCGGGUCGUGUGGCACGAUACCCGCUGUGUCUGGAGUGGUGUCGGUCGGAGAGAGGUCUGCAGACCCACCAGCGAUGCCACUCUCAGGGUGCAUUUAAGUGUGUGUACUGUGAGGUCACAGAAAAGUCAUGGAGGAAGAUACAAAAGCACAUUCGCAGUCAGCACACAGAGGACGGUGACGGACCAGACCAGCAGAUGUCUUACAACAUAGGAACCCUUAAGUACGACCAUGAGACAUCAACCAGUUUCCCAGAAUGCCACAGAGGGGUGCAGUGGGAGGCGUGGGACCAUGGGAGGAAGAUGAGAGUGAAACCCAAGGCAGCAGGAAGGAAGAAGGGUGAUAAGGACAAGAGGGAAGGAGACGCUCACGUUAAGGAGAUGAGUGGAUGUCUGAAAGUCCCUAAACGGAAGGAGUUUUGCUGUACUCUGUGUGACAGGACGUUUUCCACCAAGCUCACGCUGCGCCGUCAUGCGGGCAUCCACCAGGGUACGAAGCCCUUCGCCUGCCCACACUGCCAUUACACCACCCGGCUGAAAGCCUCGCUGGUGCAGCACCUGCGCGUCCACACAGGUGAGAAGCCGUACAAGUGUGCCCAGUGCUCCUACGCUUCUAUCGACAGGAGCUCCCUACGGCGCCACUCGCGUACACACACACAGGAGAAGCCUUACUGCUGUCAGUACUGUCCCUACAGCAGCAUACAGAAGAAGAGUCUCGACCUCCACUCCCGGCGCCAUCACACUGGAGAGUCGUUUGCCUGCGCCAUGUGCCAGUACACCACGCCAGACCGCCAGCUGCUGCUACGGCACACGCGCAAACACCACGCCCAUGAUGUAUCCUCAGUCCGAGUGUUCGGCAAGGCUGUGAAAGCCCUCCGAGAGUCUCCGGUCUACCAGAGUCCCGUCACCGUGGCAGAUAUACGGAGGUCCAACAUAUUCUGCUUGGCAAACACAGAGAUGAUCCUUUGUGAUUCACAUGUAUCAAGGGGGAGUUCACUCCCUGUGUGUUGUGUACAGUGGCGGUAGGUCAGCUGACAACCUUCUCACUCUAAACCCAAAGUAUUAAAGUAACUCGACACAACACGUGUGAUGCUCUGUGCGCGCUCUAGACCAUUCUAAUAAUCUUACACUUGUUGCUCAAACAAAUGUAAAGAGUAAUAAGGAAUUAGUCAACUCUCUCUCCCCUUGUUUUCAAAAUAUCAAGUUCCCACAUGCUGCCAUGUCCACAAACGAGGUGUGAGACUGGGAUCACAACCCUUACUGCUAUUAAAGCACACAUGUUCAACAGCAGCCUGCAGGUCCUACAGAUCCUGCAGAUGGACAUCCUAAAUGAGUUUCAGGACACCAGAGGUAUUCUAAUUAUGAGAGAGACAUGACUAACUCAGAAAAGUACUUCAGGUGCUUCUGUAGGUUAUUCCUUUAUUGGUUCUAUUUAUAUAUGUUUAGUUUCAGUCCUUUGUGAGUGAUGUUUAAUUUAGCUCACCCACAUCAAUUCAUAUUCACAGUUUUCCAGCUUGAUUGAAUUUUUAUAGCUUUAUAGUUGAUGAAUGUAUACAUUCCUCUACAUGAGGAUUCAUAUUUCAGUACAUGCUCAACAUCACUAAAACAAAUUAAAGCUGAGCUCUUAUUUCAGCAUGAGCAUUGUGCAGUGUGUAGCUUCCUCGGUCGUUUCUUUAAGGUCUAGUCCAUGCUGUGAACAUUAACCCCAGGGAAGUGAUUGAAGUAGAGCUGGCAGACAAGGUUUGUUUUCUCUCUAUCCCCCCCAUAUGUGUCCUUCUCUCUGCCAUUUUAAAACCCAAUUUUCAAUGAGAGUUUCAGGCCCUGGAUGUGUAAUUGGACCGGAGAACAGGAGAUCAGUAAGAGCGCCCUGAUCAAUACACAUAUAAAAGCUAAUAUUAGGGACACCUGCACCCAAUUUUACAGCAGAAUUUAAAUAACCUGCUUUUUGAAACGAGAUACAGUGCAAUUUUAUACUUUCACACAUUUCAAUUUUGGUACUUUCAAAAUGUAUUAAUAUUAGAU